Messenger RNA from Trypanosoma theileri, 258 nucleotides. RefSeq lists its product as uncharacterized. The record is from RefSeq and is a predicted model, not a curated record. The annotation marks the transcript as partial. The transcript has a single exon. Lineage: Eukaryota; Euglenozoa; Kinetoplastea; Trypanosomatida; Trypanosomatidae.
GUGCUGCUCCGCCUUGGUGGAGUUAGGUGGUGUCCCGGGCCGUCCCGGACUUGUCCGUGUGGCGGGGUUGGGCUCCCACCCUUGUAUUUUUUUUGGGGGGUGCCAGUCGCGCCAUCUGGUGUUUGCCGUCGUGGUUUGUGUUUUCUACAUGUGCUGGUGGUGGUUGCGCUUUUGUUUGCGGUGCCGCGUGUUGCGCUCUGGCUUUGGGCCUCUGUCUCCCAUUGGUUGGGUUGGGUUGGGGUGGCCGCCUCGGCCGGG